AAAAAAGAGAUUCAUCCCCCACAAAGCUUACACCGUCAAGAACAUCAUGUCCUCCUCUACUGAAUCCCCAGAUCGUAAUCGUCCUUUGGACGAUAACAAAGUUCUCGGUUACGACCCCCUCAUUCCACCUGCUUUACUUCGACAUGACCUUCCUGUUCCUCCCCUAGCUAAGAAAACUAUCUCUUCAGCUCGUAGAACUACUGCAUCUAUCGUACGUGGCACGGACCCUAUGGGGAGGUUGUUGGUGAUCGUCGGACCUUGUAGCAUACAUGAUGUGGAGCAGGCAAAGGAGUACGCUUCGAGGUUACGCAAGGGUGUGCAAGAGGGGAGGUGGCAAGGUUUGGAGGUCGUCAUGAGAGUUUACUUUGAAAAACCUCGGACGACAGUUGGAUGGAAAGGUCUGAUCAACGAUCCCGACAUUGACGGCAGUUUCAAAAUCAACAAAGGGCUGAGAAUGGCGAGGGAGCUUUUAUGCGAUAUUAACGCUAUGGGCAUGCCAGUGGGAUGCGAGCUGCUAGACACCAUCUCUCCCCAAUUCAUCGCUGAUCUCAUCACUUGGGGAGCUAUCGGCGCUCGCACCACCGAGUCUCAACUCCAUCGAGAGUUAGCAUCAGGUGCUUCGUUCCCUAUAGGGUUCAAAAAUGGCACAGACGGCUCGGUAAGCGUGGCUAUCGAUGCUAUGCAAAGCGCAUCACAUCCUCAUUGUUUCAUGGGUAUCAAUAGUCAGGGUAUGGCGAGUAUCGUCAAAACAUCUGGGAAUAGGGAUUGUCAUGUGAUUCUUCGUGGGGGAAGUGGAGGACCAAACUACUCGUCAGAACACGUCCAGGCGGCCUUGUCAGCGAUGAGGAAAAAGAAUCCUGAAAUCGACCCCUCCAUCAUGGUCGAUUGUUCGCAUGGAAACUCAUCGAAGAAUCAUUUGAACCAACCCAAGGUCGCCGCUGAUCUCGCUGCUCAGAUUGCUGCUGGUGAAACGGGGAUCGUGGGCAUCAUGUUCGAAAGUAACCUCAAGGGUGGAAAACAAAGUAGCGAUCUAGGCCGAGAAAACCUAGAAUACGGAGUAUCGAUCACUGACGCUUGUGUGGACUGGGAAAUGACGGUGGACAUGUUGGACGAUCUCAAUCGGGCAUCACUGGUCAGGAGAGAAGUCGUUGCUAAACGGGAAGCGAAUGGGCAUGGGACUACCAACGGUCAUGACGAGACCAAUGGUAUACCAACUAUCGUCAAGCUUAGAUCGGAGGCAUAG
This is a messenger RNA of Tremella mesenterica DSM 1558, 1243 nucleotides long. RefSeq lists its product as uncharacterized. NCBI's taxonomy places the organism in Eukaryota, Fungi, Basidiomycota, Tremellomycetes, Tremellales, Tremellaceae. Gene Ontology annotation, molecular function: 3-deoxy-7-phosphoheptulonate synthase activity. The transcript is spliced from 8 exons. Gene Ontology annotation, cellular component: cytoplasm. Gene Ontology annotation, biological process: aromatic amino acid biosynthetic process. The record is from RefSeq and is a predicted model, not a curated record. Bases 47 to 1243 code for a protein of 398 amino acids.